AAUACAAAAAAAAAAAAAAGGCAAAAUGUAUAACUAGAAAUUAAAAAAUUAAUUCCAGGGAAAAUCGAGGGAAAAGACCCAAGAGACAAGAGGCCAACAUCCAGCUAAUUCGUUAGUUGAUGCUGACCCGCGGCCAGACCUUUUAAUUGCUUCCGUCCCCUUCGCUUUUCCUUCACUUCCUUCCCUUCCUUCUCUCGCACUCUCUCCCGGUUUGGGUGGUUUUGUUUCUUGUUCGUUGUUUGGCCUGCGAUUGUUGAUGUUUUCUUACGUUCUUUUUGACUGCCCUCGCUUGCCGUCCUCGAUUUGACGGGGAUUGAUCUGUCGACUUUGAUUGAUUGUUUAUUUGAUUCUUCACUUGCGUCGCUCAAAUCGGACCGGAUUGCUGAUUUGUCGGGGCUGGUAUUUCCUGGUGAUUUGUUCUGAAGGUCAUGAGACGGUCGAAUCGCCUUCUAUAGUUCUUGUUCCACGUCAUGGGUCACUUCCCCGGGUCGGUCGAGGCGGGAGCUGCGCCGGAUGCGUCCCAACCUUCACUGCUGGACCUGGAUCAUGACCUGGCCACCCCUGCUACUCCUGCAACCCCUACAAAUGACUCCGAAGAUCUUCAACGUCGUCAACAGUCUCAGCAGAAGCGCUCCUCCCUCCCCGCCCGUCCUCAUGGUGCCGCUCGCCACGCCAAACGCUUAACCCUCAACUUUCCCAUCAACAUCCCCCCCAACGCCUUCGAGUCCGGUGCCUCGACUCCGGCUUCCAUGACGCCCAUCACGCGGCCCUCCGCCCUCCAGUCCCCCGCGGCUCUCCCACUCGACCCUCCCCUGCAGUUCGCCGAUGAUCAAGAUGAUGGAUCGGGUCUCUUGACGGCCAUCGCGUCGCAGGAACGGCGAGUGCUGGAGCUCCGCGAGGAGCUGUCCCGCGCCGAGACUCAGCUCGACUCGUUGAAGAAACAAUGGGCGGUGUCCGAGAAGACCAAGAAACGGACGGAGAUCAGUCAACGGGCCGAGCCCUUGAUCCCUCUGCGAUCCCCGGAUCGCCCCGGUCCCGUCGUCGACGAAAACACCCGCCACUACAGAGACAGCAGCGUCGGCAGCUCCGAGAGCCCGUCGUCCGCCGCUCAUCAUCCGCGAUUCAGCCGGGAGCUGGAACGCAGGCAGAGUAUGCGUGCCGCGGCGGCCAAGGGGACCACCGUGUCUACCAACGGGCGACGAGUGUUCCAGGGUUCGCACACGCGGGCGUUGUCGUUGCUCUCGCCGGCCCCCGGCACGUCGACUUUCAAGCAGGAAGUAGAAGAGAGCGUGGCUCGUGCGGGCCGGCCUCCGCGAUCUGCGACUCUGCCGUCUGUGGAGCGCAGCCCUAUGGCGGUUGCAAAUCUCGAAGAAACGGACGAUCAGCUGGCGCAGUGGCGGAAGACGAUGCCGCCGCCGUCGCGCGAGGCGCUCGUGCGCACGGGCAAGCAAAUGGCCUCGGAUCUGAGGGAGGGUCUCUGGACUUUCCUCGAAGAUAUCCGUCAGGCCACGGUCGGAGAGGAGGGAAUUAGUGCGACCGAGUCGAGGGCGAUGGCGCCGCCCCGCGCGCGGGAUUCGAGCUCGACGUCUCGCAGCAGAGAUCGGUUGUCGGUGCAGGGAAGCAAGGCAUCGCGGUCUCCCUCGUCGUCGUCGUCGUCGGGGGCCAAAACUUCUGGUAAAGACUCUAAAUCGGCGGACAUAGAUUCGUCGUUCUGGAGUGAAUUCGGCAUUGAUCCAACUGGGCAGAAGUCCCCGAACGCUCGCGCAGCCUCCGGCACCAACACCCGCGGAGCCGGCGAAUCCAACAACCUCGAAGUUGACGACAAUUGGGGUAACGAUGACUGGGACACGCCGCAGCCGAAGAAAAUGCACACCCCGUCCUCGAGUCGCUCCACGCUGGAAUCGAAACAUGACCAGUCCCCGAUGACCCAGGGCAGUAGUCCUCGCACGAGUGCCAGGUAAGUUUAAGGGUGCUGGCUUCCACCCUGUCUAACAGUCUAUGCGCUGACUGGUGCUUUAGCUUCGGCGAUUGGCGUCCCAUCCACGAUUCUUCCAUCCCUGACCCCAGCGUGUCCGACGGCAUCCCCUGGCCCGCCAUCACCAAGGGUCCAUCUUCGAAACUGACCCGAACCGCAUCGAACCUGAUGGCGGAAUGGGAACGCAGUCUAUCCGGGCCCAGCUCUCCGACUCUUGAUAAAGACGACAAGACCGAUUAGUCGUCCUGCCUUUCUCCUUGCCGUUACAUUAUACUAUUUUGCGCCAUUCAUAUAUGAGCCAUAUCGACUUCGCCUCACGGUGAUACUGUAAAUAUGGAUAUGGACAGAUCGACGUACAGUGCAUGCGCGACCUACUUCUUUUGUUUUGUUAUUCUUAUCUUCUUGGUGGACAGAUUCGCUAGAUUUGAGCAUGAGACCAACACGGAUAACGCAGGGUUACGACAGUUGAUCCUAAUACCCUUUACGAGAAGCGUUGUUUGUUAUGAUGUUUUUCUUUCGUUCUUUCGUUCUUUCGACUUACAUUCUUUCAUGAUUCUCGUCGCUCAUUUUGUUUGAAGAUUUGGUUUAUUUUAUAUUCCCUUCUCUACGUUCGUUACGAUAUUUUGGCUCUAACAACAAGAUUGUAUUUAACAUUUGUUUCGAGUAUCUACUUAUAUAAAAAAUUUAGAUAUAUUUGCCUGUAUUUCUAGGUCGUGGAAACC
Aspergillus melleus is the source of this 2697-nucleotide messenger RNA. RefSeq lists its product as uncharacterized. The transcript has a single exon. NCBI's taxonomy places the organism in Eukaryota, Fungi, Ascomycota, Eurotiomycetes, Eurotiales, Aspergillaceae. Bases 471 to 1961 code for a protein of 496 amino acids. The record is from RefSeq and is a predicted model, not a curated record.